CGUGUUCACGAGGGAGAUGCCCUCGUCUAACAUCGCCUGCCACCACAGAGGACUUCUCGAGUCGAUCUCGUCGUCGUUCUUGGAGAAUGUGAAGAAGGCAAUACCGAAUCCGCGUCCAAAGACUGCCCGUUGGAGAAGCACUAGCAUUCGGCCAUCCGACGAUGCACCCAAGUUCAUUCACGACUCCUGCUCCGCGGAAUUCCAGCUCUUCAACAUAUUGGAGCCAAUAUGGAUGUACGAGACGUUUGACAGCCACGUGCCGCACGAUGCCCUCGUCAUCGAAGUAUCCAUGAUUGGCUUUCUCGUGCAUCAGCUGGAGAGGACGAACCGACUUCAGAAUCGUAUCGUUGUGGGUUUAAUGGACAAGAAAUCUGACGACAACGCACAAUUCUUCAAGGAGGGCGAUCCAAACGAUACGGCGAGAACUGUACUCGCAUGAGACAAAGCUGC
This is a messenger RNA of Priapulus caudatus, 450 nucleotides long. Its product is annotated as fatty acid synthase-like. The record is from RefSeq and is a predicted model, not a curated record. Lineage: Eukaryota; Metazoa; Priapulida; Priapulimorpha; Priapulimorphida; Priapulidae. The transcript is spliced from 5 exons. The coding region runs from base 17 to 439 and encodes 140 amino acids. Gene Ontology annotation, molecular function: transferase activity.